Molecule: messenger RNA, 2236 nt
Organism: Dendroctonus ponderosae (mountain pine beetle)
Lineage: Eukaryota; Metazoa; Arthropoda; Insecta; Coleoptera; Curculionidae
Product: venom carboxylesterase-6-like
Exons: 10
Coding region: 134-1876 (580 amino acids)
Source: RefSeq, a predicted model, not a curated record
AAAACUCUUCCAUUCCCACCAGAAUUCGUUCUACUACAGAUUAUCAUAGUGCCAAUUCAAAUAUAUAGUGAUUCGGUUCCAUUUCGAUAUACAGAGCGUUUUCCAAAGCUGCUUGAUAUAUUUCUUUUCCAAAAUGAUCGUUCUUUCGGCAGCGCUUUGGGCCCUUGUUUUUGGUGGUGUUUCACUCGAUGUGCAUGUUUUUGCCAGUAGUGAUUGUAGUGAUUGUUCGAUGCCAGUAGUUAAAUGCCAGCAGGGUAGAAUGAGCGGCAAAAUGUUCAAAACGCGCGAGGGUAGAGGAAUUUUUGGGUUUUUGGGUAUUCCCUUCGCGCUACCUCCGGUAGGCGAUCUACGAUUUAAGCAUCCGGUGCCUUCCGGGCCCUGGAAAGGCACCCUUAACGCCUCCAAGAUUCAUCCGGUGUGUCCUCAGAGGGACAUUUAUCGGCGCUCCGAACUGUUUGAGGGCGAGGAGGAUUGUCUCUAUCUGAACGUCUAUUCCCCGAAGCUUCCCACCGAAGAAGAUGCUUCACUUCUUCCUGUUAUGGUCUUCUUCCAUGGCGGCGGGUGGUUGUGUGGAGGAGGCAACACCAUGUGGUACGGUCCUGAUGUCCUACUGGAUCGAGACGUGGUGCUGGUGGUGCCAAAUUACAGACUUGGUGCUCUGGGCUUUCUGAGUACGGGGGAUGAAAUUGUGCCUGGAAACAACGGCUUAAAGGACCAAAACUUGGCAUUAAGGUGGAUCCAAUCGAACAUCCAGUAUUUUGGGGGCGAUCCGAAGAGCGUCACGCUUUUUGGGGAAUCGGCUGGAGGCGCCAGCGUUCACUACCACAUGAUGUCCCCAAUGAGCAAAGGCCUAUUCCACAAAGGCAUCGCGAUGAGUGGCACCUCGUUAUGCAUUUGGGCGCAAAGCCCCAAGACCGAAGGGGUGCAAAACUCCAAAAAACUCGCAGAGGCUUUCGACUGCCCCAAGGAACCCACUCAAGACAUGGUCGAAUGCCUGAGGAAAGUCGAUGCGAUGGACAUUGUGAAGCACGAUGUUAUUUUCAUGGAAUGGGACUUCGACCCCAUGAUCCCGUUCAAGCCCACCAUCGAGCCCAACGUGGAAGGCGCCUUCCUUACCAGUUCACCGACGGAUAUUGUUAAGUCGGGGCAAAGCGCCGAUGUGCCCCUAGUGGUGGGAAUAACUUCGCAAGAUGGGGCUUUGAGGGCGGCAGGCGUUCUCAACAACGACGCGCUGCUUGAAGAGUUGGCAAGCGCCUUUGAGAAAAACGUCCCCAUUAGUCUCAUGUACGAUAAAACAGCCAAGAAUAUCAGCAAAGUGACCAAGCAAAUUCGGGAGUUUUACUUCCAUAAUAAGAAGCUCGACUGGUCAAUGAAGGAGCAGCUGGUGAACAUGUACACCGACGGAUGGUUUUUGAACUGCGCAGAUGAAGCCGUGCAGUUGCAUCGAAACUACAGCAAUCACCCUGUGUAUUAUUACCUGUUUAGCCAUCGGGGAGUGGCGAGUUUCACCAAAAUUUUCGGCGGUGGAGACGUGGAUUAUGGAGUUUGCCAUGCUGAUGAUCUGCAGUACCUGUUUCCAGUGGGCGAUGGGCUUUUCCCAGACAAAAAACCUAGCGAAGACGAUAAGAAUGUGGCAAAAUUAUUUUCCAUGCUGUUCGCCAAUUUCGCUUUAACAGGCAAUCCCACUCCUGAAGUAUCGGAAGUUAUUCCAGAGCCCUGGAAACCAGUGGCGUCUGAUAAUAUGGAGUUCUACUCCAUCAAUGCCGAAUCUCCCGGCAUGAAAACUGGGCUGUUUUUAGACCGGGCCAAGUUCUGGAGAACUUUGGAGUCCAACCCCCGAGCCCCCCAUCAAAGCCCAAUUAAAGACGAAUUGUAAUCGUUGCCACUGGCCUAUGCGUUUUAGCAUAGAACAGCAGUUUUACCAAAAAAACUCAAAAUAGUUUAUUUCGGCUUUGCAUCAGCUUUCAACUUGUUUUUCCGCUUUUCGGCUCUGGUGGUUUUCACUUGAGGCGUCGCGUUUUGGGCUUCUGGAGAUGGGCCGGGCUCAGGCGGUGGAGGCACUGGACCCGCCUGGAUAUUGCACGUGUAGUUUCCAGGUCCGGGAUUGCAAAAAAUUAGUUCGCCGUUCUUGUCCGACCAUUUUACGUAGCUGAACUCGUACAAUAUCUGCAAGAACACAUCAAGUUCAACUGUUGUUUUCUGUCUGUUUAAUUAAAUAGUCUCCUUAUUUUCCUUA